AUGGUCAAUGCUGAGAAAUGCGCACAGCAGGUGAGAAUGCGGGGAUAUCUGAGUAUCGACGUACAGUAUUCACUUCAGUUCCUCUCACCUUUCACCUACAACGCAUCAAAUGACAACGACAAGCCCCGGGAAACCACGAAAACCGAGAACUGGUCGGGCGUAUGAUUAUCGUAUGUAGAAACAGAUUUAGCGUACGUAGCUAGAGUCGGCAUUAGCGCUAGCAUUCUAACCAUCUACUUAUCUAACGACAUGGCAUGAAGGGCGUACAAGUACAGUAGGUAGAAUGUCAAUGUCAAUGUCAGUCAAUAUCAAGGUUAGUUACACGAGUCCACCGUUAUCGCUCAGAUUUAGUCAUAUCAACAACCUAAACACACCAAAGAAACCCCAACAAUUGGUACAGAUUGUCAAGUCAGGUCACGAGAGCACACCAUCAGUCCUUUGA
Molecule: messenger RNA, 442 nt
Organism: Hymenoscyphus albidus
Lineage: Eukaryota; Fungi; Ascomycota; Leotiomycetes; Helotiales; Helotiaceae
Source: the annotation of a GenBank genome assembly